This is a messenger RNA of Drosophila innubila, 2432 nucleotides long. It is a transcript of the gene Dp, whose product is annotated as transcription factor Dp. Gene Ontology annotation, biological process: regulation of cell cycle; regulation of transcription by RNA polymerase II. Bases 869 to 2254 code for a protein of 461 amino acids. Gene Ontology annotation, cellular component: transcription regulator complex; nucleus. The transcript is spliced from 10 exons. Lineage: Eukaryota; Metazoa; Arthropoda; Insecta; Diptera; Drosophilidae. Gene Ontology annotation, molecular function: DNA-binding transcription factor activity, RNA polymerase II-specific; RNA polymerase II transcription regulatory region sequence-specific DNA binding. The record is from RefSeq and is a predicted model, not a curated record.
AGCUGAUAAACGCGGUGUCUGCUGUUUCGCUCGCACUCGCACGCUGGUCGUUUUCGUAGUCGUUGUCGUCGUCGUCCGUCGAAAAAACCAACGACUUGAUGGAAAUUUUAUGCAUAUCGUGUUGCGAUAAAAACGAACAAUAAUUAAUUUCUAAAAAGUGCACAAGAAAGAACAAAUUUUGUCCAUCUUUUUGCAAAAAAGUGCAUUAAAAUCGGAACACUCUAAGUGUACGAAAAACGCCUCUGAAAACCCGCAUUGAAACCAUUUCGUGUGUGUGUGACAUGAAAAAAUGCGCUGCUGCUGGAAACAAAAAAUGCGCUCGCCAUUUUGACUCGAGCGACAUCCAAAUUUUUCACUUGCUGCUAUCAAAAUAAGCACUUUGAAGUUAUCAUUUGUAAAUGCAAUUACGCCCAAAUAUUAGCUGAUCUGUGAAGUGUUGUGCAAAGAAAAAUUAAUACACGUGUUACAAUUGUGCACCGAAAAAUACAAAAUAUAUCAUUGGCCGCGCCACACAAAUACAUGUUCACUUCCAUACAGUGAGGCUCACAUACACGUUGCGGCUACGUGCUUGACUUUUGCUGGUAUUGAUACUUUUGGCGGCGUGUACCAGUGUGCGUUUCCCCCCAAGAAGCGCAAUAACAACAAUAAUACGAAAUAGGAGUGUAAGAUCGUAAAAGGUAGUCGUCGUCGUCUUCGUCGUUGUCGGUCGUAGUAGGUAGCAAUUUACCUGUGAAAAAAGGUUCAGGAGUUAAAGGUGCGGGGCACCUUGCAGCAGCAGCAGCAGUAGCAGCGACGUCGACGUCACUUCACCUGUCUCAGUCUACAAAAAGGAGUACACAGUAUCAAUUACAGUUUGGGAGCCCUGAAAAUGGCGCAUACCUCGACCCCAAAUCAAACAACGAGCGGUGCGGUUAAGGCUGAAGAAGUUAAUUAUUUCUUUCGGGAUGAGCACGGUGAAAUCGCCAAAAUGCUGAAACCAGUGCAAGUGAAGCAUGAAUACAUGGAUCACCCAAAGUCCAAUAUGGUCUUUCCCAGCAGCUCGGCUCGCAACGGCGGCGGUGUCGGCGGUAGCAGCAGUAGCGGCAUCGGAAAUGUGUCCCGCAUGUCAACUGGCACCUACAGUCAACUGAGCACAACGAAUCAGGGACAAUUUAUACGUCUACAAGACGGCUAUAUAACACUUCCAAAAACCGAAAAUACUUCAUAUACCACAGCUGUGUCAGCGCAGAAAGGCAGUGGUACUGGAGGAGGGGGAGGCGGAGCUCGCGAGGUGAUAAAGAGCGAGCGAUAUGUAAAAUAUUCGCCAAAUAAUGCCAUUAAAAUGAAAUCGAAACUGCACGCCAUACAGAGCAGUCCCAUGGACUCAAUGUCCGCCUCCUCAUCGUCAGUGCAAAGGAAACGAAAGCCGGAUAAGGCGGGCAAGGGUCUGCGACACUUCUCGAUGAAGGUGUGUGAGAAGGUGCAGGAGAAGGGCAAGACAACAUACAAUGAAGUGGCUGAUGAUUUGGUAACCGAAGAACUGAAGAACAAUUCAUAUGAUACCAACUGUGAUCAAAAGAAUAUCCGGCGUCGUGUCUACGAUGCGCUCAACGUACUGAUGGCAAUCAAUGUAAUUUCCAAAGACAAAAAGGAAAUACGUUGGAUUGGCUUGCCCGCCAACGCAGCCGAGCAAUCUAUGGCUCUGGAGGAAGAGAACAAUUCGCGCCGUGAACGCAUCAAGCAAAAGAGUGAAGUGCUGCGUGAAUUGGUCAUGCAACAUGUGGCAUUCAAGGGUCUUGUGGAGCGAAAUAAACGUGCCGAGAGCCAGGGAGCGGUGCCAUCUCCAAACUCAUCCAUUCAGCUGCCGUUCAUCAUUGUGAAUACGCACAAAUCGACCAAGAUCAAUUGCAGUGUCACCAACGACAAAUCCGAAUACAUAUUUAAGUUCGACAACACAUUCGAAAUGCACGAUGACAUCGAGGUCUUGAAACGAAUGGGACUUUUGCUGGGCUUGGAUAAAGGCGAGUGUACGGCGGAGAAUAUUGAGCGUGUCAAGGCAUGGGUGCCACCAAAUCUGGCCAAAUAUGUUGAAGCCUACGGUACUGGUAAAGUAGUUGAUCCGAUGUACGAUUCGGAUGACGAUGACAAUGACUUUAAUUCGUACCUCGAAUUAACCAAUGAGUCUCAAAGCUUUGCACAACACACACAGCAUACCACCGAUGUCGAGUUCAAAUCGGAGGUGGACGAUGAUGAGCUCGAGGAAGACAUUGAUUGAGCUGACGAUGAAGCGAACGUGUCGUGGGCGAUGGGUUCUCCGGCGGAUACUGGCGAUGUCAGCAGCGGCUACGCAGAGGAUACAUUUCGUUUUACGUUUAUUAACGCUUUGUUGGGAUUGCCACGCCCAUUCGGUUAGGGUGGACAAUUUCUUUCAUUUGUCGUUCUUUACACACACA